AGUGGGACCCCGUCCCCGUGAGAUUAUCGCCAUCCUACCGCGGAAGGUUGGCACGGAGCGGGAGCCAGGGAGGAGCCCGAACUACCCUCCUUCAGAACAUGGUUGCCUUAGCCUCUGGCUCGUCCGUCACUUUGACUGUCUUUGACCAUCUUCCCGUCAACAUCCCAUUCCCAUUCCCAAGAAUCCAUAAUUUCCUUCAUUUCUCUUCACCAUAUCCCAAAGCCAAAACUCCCACCUCUCUCCUCUCCCACGCCCGCACAAAUUUCGUCACACACUCUCCUUCUACUUCAACGACCUCACCUCUCGGGCCUCACCGGCGUCGUCUGACGUCAGCUCCACCGUCGGCAGCCAUGUUCUCCCAAAACGCCGUCGUGUCCGACAUCUUCGCCGCCGCCUUCACUGCUUGCGUCGCUCUCUCCCUUCUUCGAGUGUGGGGAGAGACCGCCAAACGCGGCCUCUUCGACCAGAAACUAAACAGGAAGCUUGUGCAUAUAAGCGUUGGCCUAGUUUUCAUGCUUUGCUGGCCGCUAUUCAGUCCUGGAUCUCGGGGAGCAUUUUUAGCGGCGUCUGUUCCAGGAGUCAAUAUCAUACGGAUGCUUCUCUUGGGACUUGGAAUAUGGAAAGAUGAGGCUACUGUGAAAUCGAUGAGCAGAUUUGGGGACUACAGGGAGCUUCUCAAGGGGCCAUUAUACUAUGCUACAACGAUUACACUCGCCUGUAUAAUCUAUUGGCGAACUUCCCUGAUCUCUAUUGCGGCAAUAUGCAACCUAUGUGCUGGCGAUGGUUCAGCGGACAUUAUAGGAAGGCGAUUUGGUAACAGAAAACUUCCAUACAACAGAAGCAAAUCUAUAGCCGGUAGUAUUGCAAUGGCAUCUGGUGGUUUCUUGGCAUCCGUCGGGUAUAUGUACUAUUUCUCCUCAUUUGGAUUUGUGGAAGUAAGUUGGGAAAAGGUGCUUGGAUUUUUCAUUGUUUCUCUUGCCACAACGCUGGUGGAAUCGCUCCCAAUAAGCACUGAACUCGAUGACAACCUCACAGUUCCGGUGUCAUCUAUCCUGGUGGGAAGUCUUGUUUUCUGAUAUCAGGAAUCCUUGUAAACUGUGCUGAUGGGCAAUGCAAGAAUUACGAAGAUGGGUUGGGACCAAUCUUUUGGCGUGGAUGUAUCUUAUCUAAAUUCCCAAACUACUUGUUUGUUCGACUCUUUCUACCAGUAGUUACUCCUCUGUUGUUCCUUGUAAAAGAAAAGCAAAAAUAUAUAUAUAUAUAUAUAUAUAUAUUGC
Morus notabilis is the source of this 1277-nucleotide messenger RNA. RefSeq names its product probable phytol kinase 3, chloroplastic. Lineage: Eukaryota; Viridiplantae; Streptophyta; Magnoliopsida; Rosales; Moraceae. The record is from RefSeq and is a predicted model, not a curated record. Gene Ontology annotation, molecular function: kinase activity. The transcript is spliced from 6 exons. The coding region runs from base 99 to 1076 and encodes 325 amino acids.